Molecule: messenger RNA, 1407 nt
Organism: Acanthocheilonema viteae
Lineage: Eukaryota; Metazoa; Nematoda; Chromadorea; Rhabditida; Onchocercidae
Source: the annotation of a GenBank genome assembly
AUGCAUUAUUCGGGUAGGAAUAUGCUGAAAGAUUCAGUGAGUAUCGUCGAUCCCGAAGCUUAUCAGAUCAUGCGAAAGGAAAAGGAAAGGCAGAAACGAGGAUUAGAAUUAAUUGCGAGUGAAAAUUUCACUUCAAAAGCUGUUCAUGAUGCAUUAGGUUCUUCAAUGUCAAAUAAAUAUUCAGAAGGAUAUCCGGGUGUCAGAUACUACGGAGGCAAUGAAUUUAUCGAUCAGAUGGAAACAUUAUGUCAAAGUCGUGCCCUUCGGGUGUUUGGUUUGAAUGACAAGAAAUGGGGUGUUAAUGUGCAAGCUCUCUCGGGUUCACCAGCAAACCUUGCUGUUUAUAUGGGCUUAAUAGAACCAAAUGGCCGAAUUAUGGGUUUGGACUUGCCCGAUGGUGGGCAUUUGACUCAUGGGUUCUUCACACCUCGACGAAAAGUUUCGUCAACGUCCUUAUUUUUCCAGUCGAUGCCUUACAAAGCUGAUCCCAAAACUGGUUACAUCGAUUACAAUCAGUUGGAGUACACUGCAUUACUGUUCCGUCCAAAUAUUAUUAUAGCAGGAACAAGUUGUUAUUCACGCUUAUUGGAUUAUAGUCGCUUCCGUGAGAUAGCUGAUAAAUGUGGUGCUUAUUUGUUGGCUGAUAUGGCACAUAUCGCGGGCCUAGUUGCGGCAAAUGUGAUUCCAUCACCUUUUGAAUAUGCCGAUGUUAUUACAACAACAACUCAUAAAUCACUUCGGGGUCCUCGUGGGGCGUUAAUUUUUUAUAGGAAAGGUUUGAAGAAAAUAACUCCAAAAGGUGAAAAAAUAAUGUAUGAUUUGGAACGGCGAAUAGAUUCUGCUGUAUUUCCAGGAUUGCAAGGAGGACCUCAUAAUCAUACAGUAGCGGGCAUUGCUGUUGCCUUACAUCAGUGUCUUGCGGAAGAUUUUGUUGAAUACUCCAAGCAAGUUUUGGCAAACUCUCAAGCACUUGCAAAUAGAUUGAUGGAACUUGGCUAUACUUUGGUUACAGGUGGAACUGAUACUCAUCUUUGCUUAGUGGAUUUGCGUCCAAAAGGUUUGGACGGUGAGAAAGUGGAACAUGUGCUUAAUUUAGCUCAUAUUAUUUGCAAUCGUAACACUUGUCCAGGAGACCAAAGCGCCCUACAUCCGAGCGGAAUACGUCUUGGAACACCAGCUCUUACUACACGAGGAAUGAAAGAGAAUGAUUUUGUUAAAGUUGCCGAUUUUAUUCAUGAAGGAGUGGAAAUUUUGAUAAAGUAUCAAUCGCAGGUAGGUAAAACGCUCAAGGAUUUGAUAGCAUUUACUAGCUCGAAUGAACAGUUUAUGGCAGAUAUUGAUAAGUUAGGGGAAAAAGUGGAGCAGUUUGCUAGCCAAUUCGAUAUGCCUGGGAACGAUGAUAUUUAA